GAGUAGGGCAGUGGUGCUAUAGUAGUAGUACAGGAGCUGCCCCGCAGCGGGGAGUAGGGACUGUGUUUUUUAUUUUUACGUUUACAUUCUUUGACUGCUCUUCCAAACGGAAACCCUAGUGGCGCCGGUUUUACGGCUUUGGAAAGUUCACCUGACGUCGUGCUGCCAAUAAUGGAGGGUCCCUGCGGGGAAGGUGACCUGUUUACAGUGAAACAUGAGCUAAAGAACGCUAAUUUGACGGGCCAUGCAGAAAAAGUGGGAAUUGAGAACUUUGAGCUACUGAAGGUCCUUGGUACAGGAGCCUAUGGAAAAGUGUUUUUAGUAAGGAAAAUCAGUGGACAUGACACAGGAAAGCUUUAUGCCAUGAAGGUGCUAAAAAAAGCGACAAUCAUUCAGAAAGCCAAAACAGCGGAACACACAAGGACAGAGCGGCAGGUGCUGGAACACAUCCGCCAGUCUCCCUUCUUGGUCACCCUGCACUAUGCUUUCCAAACUGAUACCAAACUGCAUCUUAUUCUAGAUUAUGUGAAUGGUGGGGAGCUCUUCACACACCUUUCCCAGAAGGAGCGUUUCAAAGAAAGUGAAGUUUGCUUUUACAGUGGGGAGAUAGUCCUAGCACUUGAACACUUACACAAGCUUGGCAUUAUAUAUAGAGAUAUCAAGCUUGAAAAUAUUCUCCUAGACUCCAGUGGUCAUGUAGUUUUGACUGAUUUUGGGCUAAGCAAAGAGUUUGUGGUUGAUGAGAAAGAGAGAGCAUUCUCUUUUUGUGGCACAAUAGAGUACAUGGCACCGGAGAUAGUCCAAGGAGGUGACUCUGGGCAUGAUAAGGCUGUGGACUGGUGGAGCCUUGGAGUCCUCAUGUAUGAGCUACUGACAGGAGCAUCACCUUUCACUGUAGAUGGAGAGAAAAAUUCACAGGCUGAUAUAUCUAAGAGAAUACUUAGAAGUGAGCCUCCUUUUCCUCAAGGACUAAGCUCUCAAACUAAAGACCUGAUUCAGAGGUUGCUAAUCAAAGACCCCAAGAAAAGGCUGGGUUCAGGACCUAAUGGCUCAGAUGAGAUUAAAACGCACCCCUUUUUCCAGAAAAUGAAUUGGGAAGAUUUGGCUGAUAAAAAGGUGGUACCACCUUUCAAGCCUGUAAUUCGCGAUGAGCUAGAUGUCAGCAAUUUUGCAGAGGAGUUCACGGAAAUGGACCCAACAUACUCCCCUGCAGCUCUACCCCAGGAUUCAGAUCGAUUGUUUCAGGGCUACUCUUUUGUUGCUCCGUCCAUUCUGUUUAAACGCAAUGCAGUCAUAACUGACCCAUUCCAGCUGCAUGUGGGCACAGAACGUCCAGGCUCCAGUGCAGUGGCUCGGAGUGCUAUGAUGAAGGAUUCACCAUUUUAUCUAAAUUACGAGUUGGACCUAAAAGAUAAUCCUCUGGGUGAAGGAAGCUUUUCAAUCUGUAGAAAAUGCAUUCACAAGAAGACAAGUCAGGAAUAUGCAGUGAAGAUCAUCAGCAGAAGGAUGGAAGUACAGACCCAAAAAGAGAUUGCGGCUUUGAAGCUUUGUGACGGCCACCCUAACAUUGUCAAGCUUUAUGAAAUCUACCAUGAUCAGCUCCACACUUUCAUGGUACUUGAAUUGCUAAAAGGUGGAGAGUUGCUGGAACGCAUUCGUAAGAAGAAGCUGUUCAGUGAGACCGAAGCCAGUCGCAUCAUGCGCAAACUUGUCUCAGCCGUCAGCCACAUGCAUGAUGUUGGGGUGGUUCACAGAGAUUUGAAACCAGAGAACCUGCUUUUCACAGAUGACAGUGACAACUCUGAAAUUAAAAUCAUUGACUUUGGGUUUGCUAGAUUAAAACCUCCAGAUAAUCAGCCUUUAAAAACCCCAUGCUUCACGCUGCAUUAUGCUGCACCAGAAAUUCUUAAGUAUGAUGGCUAUGAUGAGUCCUGCGACCUGUGGAGCCUUGGUGUCAUUCUGUACACAAUGCUUUCAGGCCAGGUACCCUUUCAAUGUGAAGAGAAGAUGCUGACUCAUGCCAGUGCAGAAGAGAUCAUGAAAAAAAUCAAGCAGGGAGAUUUUUCCUUUGAAGGAGAAGCCUGGAAAAGUGUUUCUCAGCAGGCGAAGAACCUCAUUCAAGAACUACUGAUUGUUGAUCCAGUCAAGCGGAUCAAAAUGUCAAGUCUAAGGCAUAAUGAAUGGUUGCAGGAUGACAGCCAUCUUUCUUCCAACCCUCUUAUGACUCCUGGCAUUCUAGGAACUUCAGGUGCUACUGUGAACACAUAUGUCAAGGCAACAUUCCAUGCAUUCAACAAAUGCAAGCGGGAGGGGUUCUGCCUCCAGAAUGUAGACAAGGCACCCUUGGCCAAGAGAAGGAAGAUGAAGAAGACCAGCACAAGCACAGAAACCCGGAGCAGUUCCAGUGAGAGCUCACACUCUUCCUCCUCACAUUCACUAGGCAAGGCAUCCCCCUCCAAGACGCUACAGCCAAAUCUCCAAAAUGAGAGCAAUAACGAAGCGGACACCAUCUUCCAGUUUGCACAGUGAGCUUUGGGACAUCUUACAACUCUCCAAGUGAGAGUGAAAAGUGCUGUGGUCAUCUUCCAGUAUGCUUAGCAAUAGUUAAGAUAGUGGCUAUGCCAUGAAACACUAGUUAAGGGCUUGGCCCAUGGCUCCUUGCACUGCUGAAGAGGCCAAUGUCUUUUCUAUUUCUUACUCCAUCAUAUUUAUGAUCUUUACUAGGAGAGAACUCUUGGUUCUAACACAGUACAACCUGCCAAGGAGGCAAAAAGGAACUGUGUGAAAUUCAUGGUUUUUAAAGAGCUUGUUUUGAUAUUUUUGUAUUUGAAACUCCCAGCAUUAACAAAAUGAGUAGUUUCUAAUUGUUAUUUAUUUGAGGUCACACUUGUUUUCUUCUGCUGGAUUGUCCUGAAUAUUAACAUCCCUCUUUAUAUUUCAAUCUUUAACAGGAUUUGAUUAUUAAGCAUAUCUGGUUACAGUUCUUUUUAUACUCUUCACAAGGAUCUGGCCAGCAGGCAAACUAAUUUCCAACUCAUGGUAGAAACAGGCUCGCUAAGAUUGAGAGCCUAACUCUUAAUUUACUCACGAGUGAGAUAUUUUUAUGAACAUCUUUCUAAAAAGAGGAGAAUGUGACUUGAUUCAGGGACACUGACAUUUCUGGCGACGUACUUUCUGCCUGCUUGAAAACAAAGGCAUUUCAUAAUCAAAGUAUAUCAGAGAUGCAAUGAAAGAAAGAGAAGACACUGGCAGAGACAAGUGUGAAAUGUUAUGUAAGUUUUAGAUGUGAGAGACUUGGAAACAAAUUAAGGUAACUGAUUUUUAAAUUGAUUUUAUGUAAUAAUGGACCAGGCCUUGAGGCCACAUUUUUUCACACACACACACACACACACACACACACACACACACACACACGCACACGCACACAUAUACAUAUAUCUAAAUUUCUGCUUCUGCUUUAACUUUACACUCUUUCCUCUUAAGCAAGAUGCAAGGUACUUUUUGAAUACUGUGCUCAGAGCUGGACUCUGCAUAAGAAUGUAGAUGCAUUGGUGUUGGUGACUAGGAGGAGUAACUACAGAUGAUUUGUUGAUUUAGAAGCUCUUAGUUUGGUGCUUUGGCAAAGACGUUUAAAUGUGUUACCAUGCUUUCAUAUUAGACUUGUACAGUUUUCUCCCACUGCAUGUCUACUUCCUACUUAACUAUGUCCUACUUGCGCACUUGUCAGAUUCGGUUACAUUCUGAAAUCUCUGAUUAGAGCACUCUGCAUAUAUAAUUGGUGGAAGGAUUUAGACACAGCAUCUUGCUCAUGUGCAGAAAGUACCGAUUGUGAAAUGAGGCUUUGUAUCUCCAGCCAUUGCUUGCUAGGAUGCCAAGCAUAUAACAUGAUGUGAUCAGAACGGAACCCAGUCUAACUACUUUUCAGAUGGCAUUUAUGAGAUAAUUUUAUAAGAACUUGCAGUUUGCCUGUAGUGUCAUGUCUUGAACAGCAAAACUGAGGGAAUACCCUUGUUCCGCCAUUGUUAUUUACAUAUUUGACUGUUUAUUAUAUUGUAGCAGCUGUGCCAUUUUCUAGUGAAUACAGGACCAAUUUUAUGCAUGAGAUACAAUUUGUCGAAAAUAAAAAAUACCAACUGUAGACAUUUUGAAGGUGAGGGAAUGAUUUCAUCAUCCCUAGAAAACUGAAGUUAAUACAGUGUAUUUCUCCCAGCUGUACAUUAGUUUAGCUGCGCCCCACAAGCACAAUGUGCCAUAUUCAUUGCAUAUAUUGCUUAUUAACUAAAAUGUGCAUUGUAGUCCUUUGUGCUAAAAUCUUUUGUAUUUUUGUAUUCUGUCUUGUAAUUUCUUUGUUGAUCAGUAUUUGUCCUGAAUUUCAACAAGGGCUGCAAAUUUGUAUUUUGUAUGUAACGUAUAUUCUACAGUGAGAGUAUAUGAGGUGUCCGUGACAACACAAUGCCAAACUUCUAAGUGUAAAAACACAGUGGACAUUUGCAGAUGAUGUAUAACAAGAUCUCAGAGGUAUGUGUGUGUGCAUUUGUUAAGUGUAUAGUCAAUGUUUUGUAAAGUUUGACUAAAAAUAUUUUAUUUGAUACUUGUAUAUUUUCAAGUUGUACCUGAAUAUAUUUAACAUUCAGAUGCAGUAGAAGCAGAAAAACUGGCGCUGUGCCUGUUAAAGAGCUUGAACGUGUAUGUUAUUGUACCAAAGCUGCAUCUCUUUUUAAUAUGUGACAAAAUUACAUGCUAAAUUAACUUUUUCUUUCACAGAACUCUCCUAUAUUUAGAGUGUGUAAAUGAUGUUGAAUAGGAUUAUUAUCCUAACACUCAUUUGUUUACUAUUAAUUUUAUUGUAACUUUGGCAAAGCCACGAGACUUGAGCCAAAGAAGAACUGUUGCUUACAUUUUUGUGGGCUGAAUUGUGAGAGCAGGGUACAGUUCACCAAUAGUCGUUUGGACUGUCAAAUUGAUUUUUUUUUUACAGUGGAGUAAAGACCAAUAGAUUUAAAAGAAAUUAAAAAUGUGAAAGUUCUGCCUGCAGAGAAAGCUUCUAAGUGCCCACCAACACUGAAAAAAACUGAGCAAGUGUAUCAUAUGUUUGAGGACGUCUUUCACACUUAGCCACCCCACGUAUUUACAGGUAGACUGCUGUGCCAAGGUCAUGUAGUGUAGAGACAAACUUGACGUGGCACUUUUCUGGGUCAGAACCUUGUAGGAGGAAAUCUGACUCUUUGGUUCGUGUGAAGAAAGUUGUGCAUAUGACAGCAGCAGUUUAAUGGAGGCUGGGCUUUAGGCAGCGUUCAGAAAAGAUAAAGAUACAAUAGUAUACACUGCUUUAUAUUAAGUAUAAUGCUCUUUUUCAGUUUGUCAUACUUGUUUUAUAUCUACAACAUGCUUUUGUUCAUGUGAAAAAUUGUCCGAUAGGAUGAAAAGCAACUUAAUACUGUUUUUUUGCUAACAUUUAGUGCAAGUUUUCACUUUUUCUUGCACCAUCUUUUAUGUAACUGUUGUCAACUUAAAAAAUCAUCCCAAUAAUACAAACAAGUGAAUCCCAGUGAUUCCCAUUUUUUGUGAUUGUUAAAUCGGGAAUAUCCAGGGUUGUAUAUAUGAAGGAGGCAAUUCAAGAUAAACUCCUUUUACACAUUCAGUUCACCAAAAUUCGGUAAUCAUGUUUUCCCUUCCUCAUGUUUAUAGUGAAAAUUAAAGCAUUUGAGCUGAAAUCAUUGGCCAGUUCCAGUAGAGCUGCUGAAAUUCCCAGUUAAAUUGGAAAUCCUUCUUUUCUGCCUAUUGCACAUAAAAGAAGGUAGUUGGUAUUUUUAUUAUUAUUCUCUGAAGGCAGGUUUCCGUCAACAAUUAGCACUUAAGGAAAGAGGUUGCAAAGUUUGGAAGGACAUCUCAGUGUAUUAGUGACUCUAUGACAUUGAUAAGAAAAUGCAACCGAAAGCAGAUGGGUACAAAUCUCUUCACUUGGGAAUAUCAUGCUUGCAUUUCUCACACAGAAUUCUGUGAGACUGUCAUCUUUUACAUAAUGUUAUACUAACACAAGGACAAAAGACUAGCCGGCAAUGUAAUGACCAUUGCAAAAUAAAUUAACUAUGAGAGAGCAGUGUUUGUGCCCCUAAAUUGCUGUUUUCAUCCUAGUGCAGUUUUCUGACCUUCUGUUUUAUUUCUCUUUAAUCUGAAUCCUUGAUUUUGUUGGAAUAAGGGGCCUUUUUAAAGAUAGGUGCACUGGCCUCGAAACUCUCUUAUCUUUGUUUUCUCUUAGCAGACCAUCAUUUAGCAGAGAAUACAUUUGUAAACAGAGCCUUCAGACAUGCAUGAGUUUGCCACAGCCAUUCACUCACUGAUAAAGAAUUCCAGGGUCAUACGGUUGUUCCCUCCCAGAGCACUGAAGUAGUUUUCUUUUUUAAAUGUGUGCCAAAAAUGUUUGAAUUUUUGAAAAUCUUGUGGGCAACAGUUUUCUGAGGCAAGGGUUGUAUACCUCUUCGAGAAAAUGCAGCCAGCUAUGUGGAAUGUGCCUCAAAAAUUCUGUCUGUUCUGAGUUUCAAGGACACAUAUAAAGGACUUGGGAUGUUGGGUACUUGUUAAACCUUCUCAGUUCAUGUUUUAUCAUCAUUUUGUUGGACUUCUUAUCCAAUAGAGUGUUUUUCAUUUUAAUUAAAUAUUCAUAUGGCCAAAGAUUAGGUACCACUAAAAUAAAUAACUAAGGUUUUUUAAUUACUACUUGUUUUUGGUAGUUGAACGAUGCCAAAUGCAGCUUCUCAUUGUAGCACAGACGUAUUCCAUUCUGUUUUGAUUGCUGAGUACUAGUGAUGGGUGAUACAGCUCGUUUUCUUUUCGAUCCUAUACCAGGUGAUACUGAGGCCAGCAUUACUGAUACUGAUCGCAAUACUGUUGCCGCCAGAGUGUUGUCUUGGAAGAAUGGUUAAUAUUCUGUAAAAAGUUACAGUAUUUGUGGUCAUCAAAAAGUCACAUCUUACAAACUUUGCAUUAGAAGACUAUUACAUAUAGUGCCAAAGAUCGGACGACUUUGAUUGUUUAUUAACUGAAAUUAUUAAACAUGUUCAAUUUUUGUAAACAAUCUGUGGAACAACAACAACCAUUAGCAUUACAGUUUUUCGUGAAAAAAACAUUAAAAUUGUUGCGUUUUUUGGCUCAAAAAAUGAUUUUAUUCACUGUCAAAUGUGCAAAACACUAAAAGUACACAGUCAGAAGUGUACAAAUUACAGUAAUAAUGCAAAUACCGAGCAAGCAUUACUUUCAGAUACAUGAGACUCAAUUUCGGUUUUACUGUCCAUUUCCAAUUCACUGACUGAAGACAGAUUCACUUCGUCUUCACUGCUGAUGAGAGGCUCCUCAACAUCACUACUCGUAUCACCGUCAAGAGAGUGUAAUACUUGGGCUUCUAAAAAACAUUUUCAACGAGAUGCUAUUAUUACUAGGCAUGCCUGCAGGUGAGAGAAGAAAACGUGUCUAUACUGUUGCCCGGCUAAUGCUCGAGACUGCUGCUUUUAGCAUUGUUUUUACAGCCCGAAUGAAACUCUAGUCUAAUGCUAAGGA
Polypterus senegalus (gray bichir) is the source of this 7554-nucleotide messenger RNA. It is a transcript of the gene rps6ka5, whose product is annotated as ribosomal protein S6 kinase, polypeptide 5. Gene Ontology annotation, molecular function: magnesium ion binding; protein serine/threonine kinase activity; ATP binding. Lineage: Eukaryota; Metazoa; Chordata; Cladistia; Polypteriformes; Polypteridae. Bases 172 to 2529 code for a protein of 785 amino acids. The record is from RefSeq and is a predicted model, not a curated record. Gene Ontology annotation, biological process: protein phosphorylation; regulation of DNA-templated transcription; intracellular signal transduction. The transcript is spliced from 17 exons.